CCAGCUUCAUGUGACAGUUUAUCCCAUUCGCCAAUGUUAGGGUGAGUGAAUCUAGAUGACAGAAACAUAUCCUGGGUACACUGGACCUCCUUUGCAGUAUAGAGCUCAGACAGAAACAACUGACUUCCAACAGAGACACUGAUCAGAGGACAAGGAGACAGACUGGGGCUGCUUUCCAAAAAAGACCCUGUUAUCAAAGACUACAUCCUCAACAACUGAUGGAGACUAACUGGAAAACAGUAUGUGUCAUGUUGAUGUGAUUUAAGAAGCGAGAGAAGAAGCGAUGAGUUUAAGUGCAGCAGCGAGUGGAUUGGUCCUCUUCCUUCUCUCUCUAACAGUGGUACAGAGUCAGAAUGAUUAUGCAGUGACUUACACUUCUACUCAGAUCUGUGCUGUAAAAGGAUCAACAGUGGACAUAGGCUGCUCCUUCAAACACCCUUCAAGAGUAAAUGUGUUAAAAAGAGUUUGGUUCACUAAAGGGAACAAUUAUAAUCCUGAAGAUCUGAAAACAGACCCAGCGUAUGCAGGUCGAGUGUCGUACAGUUCUCACUGGAAGAGCUGCACUCUGACAAUCAGAGACCUGAGAGAGAGCGACUCAGCUGUGUACAAGUUCAGGUUUGAAACAGACUGGAAAGAUUUUACUGGUUUACCUGGAGUCACUCUGACUGUCACAGAUCUGCAGGUGAAGGUGAGCAGAAUAAUAUCAGUCCAUGAGUCUCAGACUGAGGCAGAGCUGAAGUGUGAAAGCAGCUGCAGUCCAGCUGGUCGUCUUUCUUUUGUCUGGUUCAAAAACAAUCAUUUUAAGGUUGAACAAAGUUCUUAUCAAGAUCUGUUCAGUCCUGGAGACAUCAUCUCCUGUGCUUUCAAAGGACACGAAGGUUAUCGCUCAGAUCCUGUGUUUUAA
Molecule: messenger RNA, 904 nt
Organism: Maylandia zebra (zebra mbuna)
Lineage: Eukaryota; Metazoa; Chordata; Actinopteri; Cichliformes; Cichlidae
Source: RefSeq, a predicted model, not a curated record